Molecule: messenger RNA, 779 nt
Organism: Actinia tenebrosa (Australian red waratah sea anemone)
Lineage: Eukaryota; Metazoa; Cnidaria; Anthozoa; Actiniaria; Actiniidae
Product: nucleosome assembly protein 1-like 1
Biological process (GO): nucleosome assembly
Cellular component (GO): nucleus
Source: RefSeq, a predicted model, not a curated record
ACUGAAGUGAAGGAUAAAGUGAAAGUAGACGAUGAAGAGAAAGUGGAAACUGAAGAAUUAACAGAAGACACAAAAGGCAUUCCAGAAUUCUGGUUAACUGCAAUGAAAAAUGUUGAUAUGAUAUCAGAAAUGAUCCAGGAACAUGAUGAGCCAAUCUUGAAGCACUUACAGGACUUAAGAGUUAUAUUUAGUGGACCCGGAAGUGACGUGGACAAUUCCCAGUACCCCCUACCGAUACCCAUGGGUUUUGUUCUGGAAUUCCACUUCACACCCAACCCUUUCUUUACCAAUACUGUGCUGACCAAGAGCUAUAUUAUGAAGUGUGAACCUGAUGAAGAUGACCCUUUCUCAUUUGAAGGACCUGAAAUAGUUAACACCUCAGGCUGUAAAAUUGAUUGGAAGAAAGGAAAAAAUAUCACCCAGAAAGUGAUAAAGAAAAAACAAAGACAUAAAGGAAGACCAACCAAAAGAAUGCAAACAGCAAUAAACUGCCUGACCCCUCCCAUGAAGGGAAUUAUUUUGUCUUUAAUCUGAUUCUUCAGAUUUCACUUUAGCUACCAAUCCACGCGGUUCAGACGCGAUAACCUAAUACCAUCAUUGAGCUGAAGCACCUGAUUGGUGGUCCUUGUCACAUGAUUCAGUCCUAAAUUGCGUGUAAAAAUAUCUUGAUAAAUAACAGCAGUAUGAGAUUAUUAGUAGAUUCCUCUGUUGAUAAGGAAUUCUUAGUAAUUGCUGCGUUUUGUAAUAAAGGAAACAUUUGAACAAUGAUUUAACUCAAA